This is a messenger RNA of Akanthomyces muscarius, 1626 nucleotides long. RefSeq lists its product as uncharacterized. The coding region runs from base 1 to 1626 and encodes 541 amino acids. Lineage: Eukaryota; Fungi; Ascomycota; Sordariomycetes; Hypocreales; Cordycipitaceae. The record is from RefSeq and is a predicted model, not a curated record. The transcript has 3 exons.
AUGGCGCGGCACGUUCAUUCAACCCUCAGUGAUGAGGGUAUCGAUGAUGCCGAUCUAAUGGACAUAGAACCGCAACAACGAAGCGACCACUGGUCCCGUGGAAGUAUUGGGCGCCCGAGUUCUGCAGCUCAGAGCAAUGUGGAGGAGGUAGACUGGCAGUUCCAAGAAGACGCAGCACCUGGCCCAUUUUCUAGCGCCCAAACCCACGAUGAACAGCUGCCAGAAACAGUUCCGAUUCCAUCUCAGCUAGAGGAUAUUCGUCUGACGACUAUCGAAACCAUCGAAGGCCGUGACCGUUUGGAUUUCUCCGAGACGUGCACAACAGCCCAUCGCAGCAGCCCUUUUGCCAUGAACGACGCGAUGGACAAUCCAUUCGAGUUUGUUUCUCGGCAAUCGCAGAUGACACACUUGCCUGCCUCCGAAGUGGGCGAGCCGGCCAGCCUGCUUGGUGAACGGCCUGGCAAAACAUCGAAACGUGCCAAAGUGCCACGGAAGACGGCCCCCGAGCAAAUGCCGAAAAAGCCGUACAACACACGAUCUGGACCAAAAGUCUCGUAUGCAGAUGGUGAAAGCAGCUCUGAUGAAGACGAUGAUUUGGAAGAAGUUUCGUCCCUAUAUGCAGCCUCUCACUCGCGGGCUCAGAAUGCAAACAAGAAGACCAGACCUGACAAAUCCAUGGCCCGAAGAGCUGCAAAGGAAGCUUCGUCCAAAAGAAAACGGCGUGAGGAACGGGUCGAUAGUAAAAUCACCCAGACAGCUGAAACGAGGAGGAGGCGACAGCGUCCCAAAACACCAUUGCCAAUCGACGACGAGACACAGAGGGUCCCGACCACGCUUCUUACCACCCCUCCAGUUACUGACCAGCGCCCCAAGAAAUGCCAGAAGCGCCAGCCUCAGCGACCUUCAGCAAUAAAGCCGAAGCCCCAAGCGAACAACAGAAAGCCAGAGAACGCUUCUCCUGCGGCAGGACCCAUGACUGGCUCCCCAGAACUUGGUUCGGAACAGCCAGCUCACGUAUUGUCUGAUGCUCGCAGUGAUAAUAGACGCACCCAGCUCUGUGGGCCUGCUCAUCCCGAGGAUGUCGAUCAAAAUGAGGAAGAGCAGAACGGCAGCAGUGUGGCAGAGUCGAUCCAUUCGACGCGCAUGACUACCCCAAGCGUGCAACCAAGCCCGCAACGCAUCUCUAACUCUAUCGAGUCGAUCCCAGCGGCCCGGCCUCCAUUGAUGGGCGACUUGUCUAUUCUCAUGUCGAGAAAUGUAUCCAGGCGCGACGAGGACAUCGGCCACCGACUGCAGGAAAUCCACAAGCGUAUCGGAAUGUAUCUGCAAGACAAGGAGAAAGAGGUUGGCUCUGUUGCCUCCGUAUAUCGCCAGAAUGGCACCAGCAUUGUGGACCGCCUCCAGAAACGUUUUGCAAAAGAACACCACACCCUCCUACGAAGAUUGCAAGAGGAUAGCGACGCGCUCAGUCAACGCCUCAAUUCCGCAAAACGAGGGCUUCGAGAAGGAGCUAGAGAUCGUCAGAGAGUGUUGAAGGAAUUGGACAGAACUGCCCAGAAGCGACAACAGUCUUGCUGCAAGGAAAUCGGUCGCAUCAAAGAUAUUGCGAAGCGAAUCCAGAACUGA